AUGGUCAGAGAGACCGAUGCCCUCGGCGUUGACCCGAGCGCGAGCGAAGCGGAGCUGAAGAAGGCUUACCGCAAGCAAGCUCUGGCCAAGCACCCGGACAAGGGUGGUGAUCCCGAGGAGUUCAAGGAGUUGACACACGCCUACGAGAUUCUGUCAGACUCCAACAAGCGGGCGGUGUAUGAUCAGGCUGGAAAAGCUGGUCUGGAAGGAGGUGGAGGGAUGGGUGGCGGUGGCAUGGACCCGCACGACCUUUUCAGCCAGCUCUUUGGCGGAGGUGGAGGAUUCUUUGGUGGUGGUGGAGGUGGCGGAGGCCGGAGCCGAGGACCUCAAAAAGGCAAAGACUUGGUCCACCGAAUCGCCGUCAGCCUGGAAGAUCUCUACAAGGGCAAGGUCCAAAAGCUCGCUCUCUCCAAAUCGGUCAUCUGCAAGCCCUGCGAAGGCCGCGGCGGCAAAAAGGGCGCCGUCACCACCUGUACCUCGUGCCGCGGGCAGGGUGUCAAGGUGAUGCUCCGUCAAAUCGGUCCGAUGGUCCAGCAAAUCCAGCAGCCGUGUAACGAGUGCGAGGGCAGCGGGCAGAUGAUGAACCCCAAAGACCGGUGCAAGACGUGUAACGGCAAAAAGAUCAACAGCGAGCGCAAGGUCCUCGAGGUGCAUAUCGACAAGGGGAUGAAGUCGGGGCAGCAGAUCCGGUUUGCGGGCGAGAGCGACCAGAGUCCGGGGGUCGAGCCGGGAGAUGUGGUGAUUGUGUUGGAGGAGAAGGAGCACGCGCGAUUCCAGCGGAAAGGGGAUGAUUUGUUCUGCGAGGCAGAGGUGGAUCUGUUGACUGCUAUUGGAGGGGGAGAGUUCUUGAUUCAGCAUCUGGACGAGAGGAUGUUGCACGUCACGAUCGUUCCUGGAGAGGUCAUCAAGCCGAACGCAAUGAGGGUCAUCUCGCACCAGGGUAUGCCCUCUUUCCGGCACCACGAGAUGGGCGAUCUCUACGUCCGCAUCACCGUCAACUUCCCCCAGUCCAUCGACCCCGCCGUUAUCCCCAUGCUCGAAAAGGCGCUCCCGGCACGUAAGAAGGUCGCCAACAUUCCCAAGAAGACGCACGUCGACGAAGUCACGCUCGAGGAGCCCAACGAUAGGCAGAGGCGCCAGGCGCAGAAUGGAGAUGAGAUGGAUGAGGAUGAUGAUGAGCGGGGCGGAGCGGGUGUGCAGUGUGCCCAGCGCCAGAGCUGA
Dioszegia hungarica is the source of this 1221-nucleotide messenger RNA. RefSeq lists its product as uncharacterized. The coding region runs from base 1 to 1221 and encodes 406 amino acids. Gene Ontology annotation, molecular function: ATP binding; Hsp70 protein binding. NCBI's taxonomy places the organism in Eukaryota, Fungi, Basidiomycota, Tremellomycetes, Tremellales, Bulleribasidiaceae. The record is from RefSeq and is a predicted model, not a curated record. Gene Ontology annotation, biological process: response to heat; protein refolding. Gene Ontology annotation, cellular component: cytoplasm; nucleus; cytosol. The transcript has 7 exons.